AUGCAGGAGAUCCGAGACGAACGCAGUCGCCUGAUCACCGAAUACGUGAAGUGCGUCCGUUUGGUUAAACUGUCCGAAAACCUGGAAAUACUGUGGUAUCAACGAUUGCGAGCCGCGCGAACGCAGGAAUUAGAAGUGCUACGUCGGAUGCGGUUUUUACAGGCAUUCAACGUGUUCAUGGGGUCCUUUUUCAAUUUCCUUUUGCCGACCACGAUCUUCACAAUCUACGUUUUACAGGGUCACGAAUUGACGGGAGCAGUGGUUUUUACAACUUUGGCUUGGAUUCAACAUUAA
Amoebophrya sp. A25 is the source of this 294-nucleotide messenger RNA. Lineage: Eukaryota; Dinophyceae; Syndiniales; Amoebophryaceae. The record is from the annotation of a GenBank genome assembly.